GUGUCCCUCUCCUCUAACCAGUUCAUCUGUCACCACUUGCUUCACUACUAACAGUUUAGCCUAUCAUACUCCACAACAGCGGAUUUGUGGUUACAUUGGCUGUUGAACAGUACAGGUGUUAGCAGUGGAAAAGUGGCUGGAGGCUCGCCAAGAUGGUCAGGGCUGGCGGUAUAUUGAAGUUGGCAGCGCUCAUCUUUGCAUUCCUCCUAGCUGUCUUUCUGGCUUUUCAACUGCUGGAGAUAAAUAUGGAUUUUAAACUGAGCAAUGUGAUUGGAAAAUCUUUGCCAGAGGAUGAAGGCUCAACUAAGCCAGUCAGGCACAAGUGUGGGCUUUCCAAGGCAUGUCCUGUUGGACACUUUGCCUUCAAAAUGACGAGUGGAGCAGCCAGCGUAGUGGGGCCCAGAAUCUGCCUGGAGGACAAAUUAUUAAUGAGCGGUGUGAAGAACAAUGUGGGGAGAGGAAUCAACAUCGCCCUGGUUAAUGGGAGAACGGGGGAACUUAACAGGACACAAUUCUUUGAUAUGUGGGCAGGAGAGGUUGCUCCCUUAAUUAAAUUCCUGAAUGAAAUUGAAGAUGGGACAGUCGUGAUGAUGGCCUCAUUCGAUGAUCCCUCAACAAAACUCAAUGAUGAAGCCAGGAAGCUAAUUGCUGAUUUGGGUAGCACAGCUAUCAGCAAUUUGGGUUUCCGGGAUAACUGGAUCUUUGUUGGAGGGAAAGGCAUCAAGACCAAGAGUCCAUUUGAGCAGCAUAUAAAGAACAGCGCAGAUACCAACAAAUUUGAGGGAUGGCCCGAGGUUCUGGAGAUGGAAGGCUGCGUGCCCCAGAGGCAGGACUGAUCUGAGCUCUCACCUUACUGGUCGACCGCACAUUUCUCGUCCCGCCCGUCCACUUCGUCCCCCUGACAUUCCUGUCCUCAUGAGACUUGUUACUGUUGCACUUGUUUGGUCUGAGAAAGACCUUUUUCCAGUCCUCAUCCUACCAGAACAUCUCUCCAGAAGAUAUUAGCAAGGAAUAGGCUCAACCUUGAGCAUUAAAGUGAAGCUUGGACAUUGCACUCCUUCUCCUUUUUGGAUACCAUUUCAUAGUUAUGUGAUAUGGAUGUCAAAGCCCAGAUUUUUUGGGCUGUACCAAAUCAACAUUGCUUGUACCUUGCCUUAAUCUCAUGAUCCUAUUCACAUUUUUUAUCAACAUGACUUUGUGUUUCUGUUUGUUCCCUUCAUUUUGACAAAAUGAUUAUUAACAGGGUUUAAAGAAAUUCUUUGCAUUAUUCUUUAACCAAAUGUACCAAAUUCACUGUGAAAUGUGUAAAUAUUUGUUUAGAUGAGGGUCUAGACUUGAAAGAUCCUAAUUUAAUGAGCAAUAAUAUAAUUUCUUAAAAUAAAUUGUACUGUUAGGAAUGUGUGUGUGUGUGUGUAUGUGUGCGCGUGUGUGGGAAUUAAAAGUUGUGUUACAUCUA
Molecule: messenger RNA, 1456 nt
Organism: Thunnus maccoyii (southern bluefin tuna)
Lineage: Eukaryota; Metazoa; Chordata; Actinopteri; Scombriformes; Scombridae
Gene: fam3c
Product: FAM3 metabolism regulating signaling molecule C
Exons: 10
Coding region: 153-836 (227 amino acids)
Source: RefSeq, a predicted model, not a curated record